CCGGACGCCGCAGCUUCGAGUCACGCACGCACGGUUUCUCCCUCUCUCUCUCCCUCUCUUUCUCUUUUUCUCUCUUUUUUUUUAUUCGUUCCUGUCUACCUGUCCGUCUAUCCGCCUAUCCGUCUCUUCGUCUCUCUUUCGCUCCCGAGCUACCCCCUCUACCACCCCUCUGAUAUCUACGCGCGUACGUGUAGGUGUACGUACGUAUAUACAUACGUAUGUGCACACACAUGUACAUCCUCUCUCUCUUUCCCGGUUAGAUAGUUACCCUCCCUCUUCGGAACUCCUACAUCUCUCUCUCUAUCUCCGUUCCUCUUCCCUUUCGUCCGUUUAUCCCUCUCGCUCUCUCUCUCUCUUUCUGUCUGUCUGGUUCCCUUGCUGGCUCCAACUCUGCCCUUCCUCGUGCUGUCUCUCCUGGUCGGAACUCCGCUUUCAGGACGACGUCGAGGCGCGUGAUCGUCUCUCCCCCACCGUUAGGAACGCGGCCAGGGAGCCAAUCGGAGCUACGCUUCCGGCUACGGUGACGGCCCAAUGGGCGAACACCGGCCACGGAUAGACGCUGACGAUCGCUGAUUUUGACAGUCGACACACGACGACGAUAGUAGUACACCGUGCUGCUGCUGCUGUUGCUGCCUACUCUCCUUCCCGGCCGCCUGAAUCUGCUCUCCCCGGUCCUUCCGGCGCCAGGAUCAGAGACUCGGAGUUCGCUCGUCGGGUCGGUCGAUCGUGUUCGCUCGCCGAGACUCGCGCUUCGCGAUCAUUCGAGGACCGGGUUCCACCAUCCCCGUCGGUUCCCGGAACAUUCGGUGUGACCUGGUGCUGCACGGUCGAGGACAUCGUUGCGAGAGGAAGGGAGAGAGAGAGAGAGAGAGAGAGAGGAAGAAGGAAGAGGGUGGUCGAAUCGAGGACCGAUCACGUGGCGGGUGUCGGGGUCCGUUCCUAGGCAUCUGACAGUCUCGGACUCGGCCGUUCUCCGGCGAGAGAAAUCGGUCUAGAGGGACCGUCCAGUGUUGGGUCACGACGAAGAAGGACUGGUCCUUCGACCUUGGCUUCCGUUUUCCCUCGGUUCGUCCUCUCUCCGAUUCUCUCCCUCUCUGCCGACGAUCCUCGGUCUGGUGACAAGUGUCCGUCCAGUGGCAGCGCAAAAAGACCGCGCGGAUGACAGCGAGAGGAUAAAAUUACGCGCAGAUGUAGAGACAAACGGACAGUGGCGACCGCGAAGCCUCGGUAGUGUCUCCCGUUGUUUCUCCUUGAGGCUAUCCACGUCGGACGACAGUGUCGCUGGUCGAAUAAUCGUUUCGAUCGGACCAGCUCUCGUUCGUUGGUUCCAAUAGGAGACCUUUGGCUUCGAGUUCGAGUACGGGAACAUCGCGUUUCAACGUUGCCCGAGAUCCCGUUCGAUCGCGAGUGACCACGUCUUCCUCGGGACUAGCGGGUGAGACAGACGGCAAGGGGAGAAUUUAAAUGCUCGGGUGAAGGGAACCGGAUGAGCUGCGCUAUGGAGUACCAGCAAUUGGUGCCACCGCCGGUACCGCUGCACCAGGCGCAUCACCAGCAGCAUCAGCAGCAACCGGUGCAACCGCCCCAUCCUCACAUCGUGGUAGCGCCUGCGCACCAACAGCAACCCCAGCAACCACCGCCACCACCGUUACCGCCCACCUCGCACGGCCAUCAGGUGCACGCGCCGCUUCCGUCUAUCCACGAGGACAGCACCAGCUCGCGUUGGAGCCAGUACCAGCACCUCUGGAGACAGCACCAUGUCUACGUGAAUGGAAAACAAGGCAAAGAUGGACCGGAAGAGAAGAAGGACGCCGAUGGAGAGCUAUGGGGCAACGUGGAAGCGCAGGCCGCCUUCCUCGGCCCAAAUCUCUGGGACAAAACUCUGCCUUACGAUGCCGACCUGAAGGUAUUGAACCAUUACGUGGAUCUCGACGAGUUUCUCUCCGAGAACGGCAUUCCGGCCGGCGGCGGACAGGGCACGAUGCAGAGCGGACAACUGCACAAGAUCAACAACACCGAAACACCAGGACACCAAGGACCUGCCGGUCUUCAUUUAGAACCGGUCACCAAACGCGAGAGAUCACCCUCGCCGAGCGAGUGUUGCUCCCCCGACACCAUGAACCCUCCCUCACCCGCGGACUCCACGCUCUCGAUGGCCUCAUCGGGGCGAGACUUCGAUCCACGCACCCGGGCCUUCUCCGACGAGGAGCUCAAACCCCAACCGAUGAUCAAGAAAUCACGGAAGCAGUUCGUUCCGGAUGACCUGAAGGAUGACAAAUACUGGGCGCGUCGUAGGAAGAAUAACAUGGCAGCGAAACGAUCACGGGAUGCACGUCGCAUGAAGGAGAACCAGAUCGCUCUCAGGGCCGGCUUCCUCGAGAAAGAAAAUAUGGGCCUACGGCAGGAACUGGACCGGUUAAAGAACGAGAACAUGCUGCUACGUGACAAGCUGAGCAAAUACACGGACGUCUAACAGUACGCCGGGCAAGCAACAGCUCGUCGUGGUAUUAAAAAAGAUGCAGACACGAGCGUUUGUUGUGCCAGCUCCUCCCACACACUAUAGUCGCAGCACUUAGGUUUUUCGCCGUUCGGAUGAAAGAAUAAAAAAAAGAAAAAAUUAAAAAAAAGAAGAUGAAGAAGAAGAAGAAAAAGAAGAAGGAAAGGAAGGAGCGCGCCGAAUCGCAAGACCAUUCUCGACAAAUUCGAACCAGCCCACCCUUUUCCUAGAGGAUCCUGAGGUUAUCCUUCGACGAACUUCUGUUAUUCAUCCAUCUUUUCCUCUUCUUUCCUCCCCUCUUCACACGCUCAUAACAUACACAAAAUGUAUACACACAUAUUUCUUUCAAUCCAUUCCCCCUGGUCCAUCCUGUGCUCCUUUCUCCCCUUGAAUUUUCACCUCCCCCCCCUCAAAAAAGUGUACAUAGUUAUAUGUAUAGUUAGAUUAUAUAUGUAUACAUACAUACAUACACGGCCGUGUGUAUGUCUGUCUGUAAGUGUGACUCUGUGCGCGCGUGUACACGCGCGACCGCAUGCACACGUGUAUGUAUUUAUACGCGUAUAUACCAAGAGGUAUAUUAACCAAUCGGGUAUAUCAAUCCGCUGCAACGCAUUAUCGAGCAUUAUAUGUAUAAAUAUAUAUACAAGAAACGCGUACGUAUAUAUCUAUAUACAUAAAGAGACAUAAGCAUACACGUAUACACGCGGAGCCGCAGAUCGUGGAAUCGUCAGUGUGCGUGUCAGAUGAAUAAUGUAUAAACGGCGUGUACAGGUAUUCUCCCCGGAACACUUUGAAACUUUUCCUUUAGACAUUACGAGCACGUUAAUCACUCGAUGAACACUGUCUGUUAAUUGCCUUAUUGAGAGAUUCAAUGGUGAUUCUGUGCUUCUUUAAAAUAAGAGACGAAUCGUUAAUUUUACGUAACCAGAAGGAUUUGAGUGAAUUAGGUAGCCAAGAAAAUUCGAAUGAUGAAUAUUCCGAAUAUAUUAAUAAUCAGAAGUAUGUGGGAAUCCGAAAGUAAGAGUAUCCGAAUCACGAGUCGAAUUAAAUCGAAUCGCGCGAGAUUCUGAAAGUUUAACCAACGCAUAAGUUUGUUUGUAUUUUCAGAACGAAAUUCUUAAUUCAGGCGAACCGAGUUUCGAAUGAAAAAUUUUAUCCCCAGUGUGUACGAGCACAGUCACGUGCGAACAAAUUUAUGUAUUAGACAAGAUUUCGAGUACCGCUCAGCCUAAAUCGAUAAAUAUUCAAUUCGAUACGACUGAUAUUUUCGAGAAAUCCCACAGCACUAAGAUUAUUAGUAAUUAAUUCAUUUAUUUUUUAAAAACAUACGUGUCAUACUUAAGUUCAUAAACGCCAAAACCGAACCAAUUAAAAUUAAAUCUAAUAUAAGGAAAGUUCUUUCCAUCGAAAAGCGAUCGAGUAAACGAAUGAAUUAUUUAAUUAAGAAGCUCCUGACUGGUAUACUGUAACAAAAAGGUUUGAAUUUAUUCGAAUGAAAUUAAAGGAAAAGUGAUCAGCAUGAUGUAUCAGGAGAAGUGUCUCAACUGUAAACAUCUGGUACGCACACGUUAACCGCCUCAUAAACCGGGCUGGAGCUGAUUAGAGUAAUAAGUGAAAGAUGUACGAGUACGUAAGCACAGACAGACGCGCGUAUAAAUGAUCAAUAGUUGAAAAAGAUGGCCGCGAGCGGUCCUUAAGCGGCUGUUUAAUCACGCGCUGACUCUCGAGCUUCUAUUUGGCUCUUGUACAAUAUGACCCACAGAUCUGAUUGCGGAUAGAUUCUUGAUCUAACGUUCUUCCCUUUAAUUUGACACUUAAAAAGCCUGGAAUGUCGAUCUUAAGGUUCCUCGAUGACAUCUAAAUCGAUUAAGUACAAUAACUAUCAUUAUUGUACCUCGACGUGGUCCUGCACCUGGUCUCGUUUGAUAGAUUAUCCAGCGAAUUCUGUAUCAAUUAUAACAUUCUUUAAUGGAAUUGUAAUAUUAGAAAACUAGAGAACAACGGAAAAUAAAAGAAUAUCCGUAAUCGAUCAUUUGUUAAAAAACGGGGAAAAAAAGAAGAAGAGUAAAUUACGAACGAAGGAUACUUGGGAGAACGACGCUUUUCUGCGCACGGACUAGGUCCUAGUUCUCUAAGAAACGUUAAUUACUGUAGCGUAUCCCACAAGUGGUGAUGGUACACACACAAGUGAUUCUAGUUGUUUUUAUCAUAAGGUAGAGAUCAAGUGCUUCUUUUUUUUCAUACAUAAUGUUUUAAUCUCUCUCUUCUGUGUAACGUUUCGUUUUUUAAGCGCUCGAUUGUAUGCCAGUUGAUGAAUCGCUCGA
Messenger RNA from Eufriesea mexicana, 4821 nucleotides. Its product is annotated as thyrotroph embryonic factor. NCBI's taxonomy places the organism in Eukaryota, Metazoa, Arthropoda, Insecta, Hymenoptera, Apidae. Gene Ontology annotation, cellular component: nucleus. Gene Ontology annotation, molecular function: DNA-binding transcription factor activity, RNA polymerase II-specific; RNA polymerase II cis-regulatory region sequence-specific DNA binding. Gene Ontology annotation, biological process: regulation of transcription by RNA polymerase II. The record is from RefSeq and is a predicted model, not a curated record.